Molecule: messenger RNA, 1600 nt
Organism: Harpegnathos saltator (Jerdon's jumping ant)
Lineage: Eukaryota; Metazoa; Arthropoda; Insecta; Hymenoptera; Formicidae
Product: proline-rich protein PRCC
Exons: 3
Coding region: 110-1432 (440 amino acids)
Cellular component (GO): nucleus
Source: RefSeq, a predicted model, not a curated record
UAAGAGAGAGUGAAAGAUAAAAAAAGUUUAAGGUCUGUCAAACAGUUGUUUUGAUAUAUGUGAACAUAUACAUUAAUAUAAACAAAUUUAAGCAUUUUCUUGAUUAAAAAUGAGUCUUGUAGCAUACGAUAGUAGUGAUGAAGGUUCUGAAAAUGAAGAAAAUGAGUCUAUGGAAACUAUUAUUGCAAACAAUAACAAUGAUGGAAUGAAAAAUAUAACGGUACAAGCAAACUCGAGAUUAUCCUUACCUGCUCCAAAAGUAGUUUCAAGCACAAACGAUGAAGAGGAGAAAGAAGAGAACACUUUAGAGGAGAACUUUAGAAACUUCCUCGAUAUGCUACCAAAGCCAAAAGAUUCAAAUUCAGCAGGAAACAUUGAAGAAAAUGAUGAUAUUUUGUUAAAGAAAGAAGUAGAAAAUAAAGUCAUAAAAUCAGCAAAAAAGCAGACAGUGAAAAUAACAGUGCCUUCUUUAUUGGAGUUUAAGGAUAUUGAGGAAGAAAGUAUGAAACCAAAGAACCAAACUAUACAAUCAUCAGUAAAAGGCUGUGGACUCUUUUCCAUCUUAGUACCACCAAAAGCAGAAGCAACAAGGAAUAAUAAUACUCUAAUUCCUCAAGUUAUUAAAAAUACACUAAUGAAACCAAGUAUUCAUCAAGCAAAAAUACAAAAACAAUCUGAUACAAGAUAUCAGAUUAAUAAUUCUAAAGCAGAAAAGAUAGUCAUGAAUAAAGUAUGUACUGAAACAAAUUCUGAUGAUGAAGAUGAAGCAGUUGACUUUUUUGGUCUAACUUCAAGUAAGGACGUACCAGAUGAUUCUAUGAUGGUAUCUUCAGAUUCCGAGUUAUAUUCAAGUGAUUUCACUGGUAAAUUGAAUGAUGAAAAAACUAAACUCACAAAGCAUGUACAAAAUGAUACAUCAUGCAACUCUCCCUAUACUGGUUCCAUUAUUUCAACAAAUAGCCAACUAAACAGUUCAAAUAAAACAUUAAUAAGUAAUGUUAUGAAUUUGUCUAAAGAAGAAAUUUUAUUGAAAAAUAAAGCAGAGGUUGGCCCGAAGUUACCUAUUCCUGAGCAGGAAUAUAACAUUGAUACACAAGGUAAUAUAGCAUUUGAUGAGAAGGCCAUUGAAUACCUCUGUGGAAGACGAGGUGUAAAACGUAAAGAUAGAGAAAUUGACGAAGCAAACAUAAUUGAGAUAAAUGGAGAGGAUAUAAAACCAGACGAAAGAGAGUGGCUGGUAAAGGCAUUAACAGAAGAAUCUGUACAAAGGCCAGUUUCUAUGCAGAAUUGUGGAAUCAACUCUCAAUCCAAGAAGAAGCAUCAAAUUACUUAUUUGGCGCAUCAGGCUAAAGCUAUGGAACUGGAACUAAAAAAUCAGUGGUCUCAAAAUAGAAUGGCACGAAAACAAACAAAAUCAAAAUAUGGUUUUUAAAACCAUGUGAAUAUAUGUGUAUGUAUAAGUAUCUCUUAAAUAUAGAAUUUUAUUUAUAACUCAAAUUAUAUAAUAUUACUUGUAACUCAAAUUAUUACUAAUAAUUGUCGAUAAUACUUGAGAAAAUAGAACGUUUUAUUGAUAUAUUUAAGGUACAAUUGAAGCCAA